GCGUCCGUCGGCCGGGCAAGCGAUGGAGCGCUGGGUGUCGGCCGGCUGGUCAAGCUGGGCCGGGUUGUGGCGGGCCGGCUGGGCCGGUUGGCCCGCCUGGGAGCUACUGGCCGCCUGUGCUGUUAUCGGCGCGCUGGGCUGGCUGCUGCGGGUGCUGGAGCGAGGCCCGCGCGCGGGAGGAGGCCGAGGCCCGAGUAGGCCCAACGCGACGCCUCCUGAGGAGAGGCCUCCGCGCUGCCUCGACCGCUGCGACGGAGGUGAGAGGCCUUUCCCCGCGGCUGCCUUCCCGCUCCUUUCUCCCGCCGCCGCCUCCUCCCUGCCAGGGAGGAUAACAAUGGAUGAAAUCUUCUCCCGAUUAAAACAACUGACCCCCGAUGAGCUGAGAGACGAGAUCAUCAAAGCUGGCCUGAAAUGCGGGCCCAUCACCCUGACCACGAGGUCCAUUUUUGAAAAAAGAUUGGCCCAGGCUUUAUGGGAACAGCAAGGACCCUCCGAGGCCACAGCUCCCUUUUCGAACGGCGUCCCUGGAACUGCUGCAACUGAUGGGAAUCAGCCAGAAUCUGGAAAAACGAAUGGCCACCUUGCCUCCCCUCCCGAGGAGGGUGAUUUUGGCUACAGCAUGGGUCUGAACCCUCCCGAGGAGGAAGCGCUGCUGCGUGACGCGAACGGCGCUCCUGUUCGUUCCCAGAAUCUCUCCAAGGAGCCUCUGCUCUACUACGGGGUGUGCCCAGUGUACGAUGACAUAUUGACCAGAAAUGAAAGGGUACAUGUCUAUGAGGACAAAAAGGAAGCUUUGCAAGCUGUAAAAAUGAUUAAGGGGUCACGUUUUAAAGCGUUCUCAAACCGAGAAGAUGCAGAGAAAUUUGCGAAAGGCGUCUGUGAUUACUUCCCGUCUCCAAACAAGUCUACCAUCUCUCUGUCUCCUGUCAAAGUCUGUUCGGUCUUCGGUAGAGAUGGUUUGUGCUCUCCUGAACUGGAAACGGUCAGUAAAGAAAGAGCCAACAGUUACAAAAGCCCUCGUACCCAGGACCUGACGGCAAAGCUUCGGAAAGCCGUGGAGAAAGGAGACGAAAGUGCUUUCUUAGAACUCAUCUGGAGUAAUCCUCGCUAUCUCAUCGGCUCUGGAGACAAUCCGACAAUUGUCCAGGAGGGGUGUCGAUACAACGUCAUGCAUGUGGCAGCCAAAGAGAAUCAACCCGGCAUUUGCCGGCUGCUGUUGGACACUCUGGAAAACCCUGAAUUUAUGCGGCUGAUGUACCCUGACGACGACACCGUCAUGUUGGAGAAGCGCAUCAGUUACAUAGUGGAUCUUUAUCUGAACACGCCAGAUAAAAUGGUAUUUGAUACUCCGCUGCACUUCGCUUGCAAGUUUGGGAAUCCAGAUGUGGUCAGUGUUCUCGCUUCCCAUCCGGGCAUCGUAAAGAAUCCAAAAAAUAAAUACAGUCAAACUCCAGCAGAUGUCAUCUGCGAAAGGAGCAAAAAUAAAUCGGCGGAUCUGAAAACAAAAAUCAGGGAACACUUGGAAGGUCAAUGUUACGUGCCCCUCUUCAGAGCGGAAGAUAACGCCACUUCGCCCAUGAUUGGCGCCCCCUGGUCCCCAGAUCAAACUGACAGCAGCCCGCUCGCUUCUUUGCCCAGAUACCUCGGCAGCCCCAAAGAUCCAAUGCUGACAGUGAGGGCUUAUGCAGGGCCACUGAGUCCUUCCAAGGCAGAAGAUUUCCGCAGGCUUUGGAAGACUCCACCUCGCGAGAGGGCGGAAUAUUUCUACCACCUCCGAAAAUCUGAUUUGGAAAGAGGGGUCGAGCGAGUUGGAAGGGAGUUAGCUCACGAGCUGGGGUUCCCGUGGGUCGAAUACUGGGAAUUCCUGGGCUGUUUUGUUGACCUGUCUUCCCAGGAGGGGUUAGGACGCCUAGAAGACCACCUGAGUCAACAGCAGGAAAUGAGCAGUAAUGCUCAGCUGGGAGAAAACGAGGCCCACAACAAACCUCCACAGUCUCACGGUAAAAGUAAAAACUGUAAUUCCGUCUCCGUUGGAGCGUUUCUCGACGACGACGAUAUGAGUUUGGAAGAAGUGAAAAACAGGCAAAACGCGGCCAGGAAUUACAGCCCCGUCAUAGCACCCAACGAACCGACCAUCGGUAGCUUUGAAAGCUCCAAGUGCGACAUUCUCUCCAUCGAACACACGGGCACUAUCAUGCCAAGGACCAAAACCUCCAUCCGGCCGGCCGAAAAAGGAGACCCCGUCAGUAAAAACGGAUAUUGCAAUCCGACCACUAGCGAUGAUAGGACAGGAAAGCACAGGAGGCACCCCAGCCAGGAAGAAAACUUUCAGUCCCCCGUGGCCAACUUAAUGGAUAAAUUUGAUCAACUCUCUUGCCAGGAUCUGGCCGUGGCGAGGGAAUGCUCGUCCUCGGGCAAGCCGAGCCAGAAGGUGGCAAAAACGUGGAAAUGCCAGGAGCAACUGCCUAAAAUGCUUUCUAAGGCAGGGGCGGCUGCCCGGAAGAGCAAGGAUGUCAAGAACAGGAAGGAAGACGGGGACCCCCAAGAGGCAGAGAGACGCUCGGCGGAAACGGAGGUCAGGCCUGGCGAGAGAAAGCCGCCCGGCGCUUUGGAAUCGCAACCCGAGUCGUCCGUUCCCGGUUUACUGAAAACGCCUUCCUCAAACGGGAAAAGCAAGCAGAUGUUCCUUUUAGGCGAUCAACCGUCAAAAUGGGACGAAGACGUUUUAACGGCGUUAGUUGGCAUCGAGAUCGACCCCCAGAGGUACCCUGCUAUUUACAAGUGGAGCGAGUCCGUGCGGGCCUAUCCUGCUUCUGAACGGCGAAGGUGGUCCAGCCCUUCCCUGAAAGGGUUCCCCAAGGGCCAAGCCACCCCCAGCCCUGCCAGAAGCCUUCCAUACUUCAGCCCAGGAAAGAACAGCCCGGGGAAAUACAAUGCAGCGGCCGGCGGCUUCUCUCCGGAUUUAGGGAGCCCGGGACGGUAUACGCCAGCGUACGUGAACUACAUCCUCCUGUCCAAGAGGCAACAUUUCUCAGGAUUGCCUAAUCAUUAGGGGGGGGGGAUUUCAGCCACCCCUGGCCGUGAAAAUGUUGGAAGUGAAGGAAAUUUGGGAUGGUGGAAACCUUUGACGGGAUGGUUUUUGUGACCACUUUUAAUUUAUUUAUUCUUGGAAGAGGGGGCUGCUGGAAGUGGGGGGGGUGGGGGAGAAAAAGCAUUCCAUUUAUACCAGAUCGUCAGAAUCUUGUAAUUAGGAAGUUAAACCUGAAAGGCCUCUGGAUGGGAAACCUAAAUCUUGGAAAUUUAGGGAUUGAUGGAUAGAAAGGGGCCUUGGACUCAAGGAAUUACAAAUUAUUGAGGUCCAGUCUACCUGUAAUUUUUUCUCUUUCUUUCAAUCAAUCUCUUUCAAUCUCUUUUAUUCCUUUCUCUCUCUUUCCUCAAUCUAUCUCUUUCAAUCUUUCUCCCAAUCUCUCUCAUUGUUCUCUCUCUCUUUCAAUUUUUCUUUCAAGCUGUUUUUUAUUCCCCCCCCUUUUUUUCUCAAUCUCUUUCAGUCUUUCUCUUUCAAUCUGUCUCUCUCACUCAAUAUCUUUCUCCAAAUCUCUCUCUCUCGUUUUUCUCUUUCUCACUUUCAAUCUGUCUUUUCUCCCAAUCUCUCUCACAUAUUGGGGAUCCUCGUGACUAAAACACCUGUAAAGAGAAAUUCCAUGAUCGUAACCCGGUUGGGCCGAGACAGGAAUAAAGUCACUUCAAUCCCAGUGGAUAUCGAGUGCAGAUUCGCAGUUUGUUUGCAAUCUGGUCUAAUUAGGUUCGUUAAGCAUAAGGGGGUUGAACCUUUAAGAGAAGCUAAUAAAAGUUAUAAAUAACACAAGUGAAUUAUUUUCCUCCCCCAUUCGAACUUCGUUUCUGGUUUGUUGUGAGGGGAUGCAGACUUUGCAGCUUCCACAGAAAAGCUAAGCAGCAAUAAAGCAGUUUUCCUUUCACAGGUAAAUUCAUCACUGCAUCUCACGGGAGCGUAUACAGCAUCGAUAUUAACUCCGUGUUUGAUGAAAUCGCUAGAACAGAUUACAGCUACUCUGCUGUUAAUUUUAAAUCCCACGCUGUUUAAUGAUGGCUAAUUUCUGAGUUUCCAACAUUUAAGAAUAAACCUGUCCCAAAUAAUGCUUAUAUUCACUGCAGGCCAUUUUAUAUAUAUAUAUAAAACGGAGUUCCAUACUUCCAUUCUUGUGCAAAAAAAGGGAGAGGAAAAAAAAGGAUACAAAAUGAGAGAAAUUGUUAAAUCAUAGGGCUUGAAGAGAGCAUUAUUUACAGCACACUAACUUGAAAUAAUCACAGCAUCAGGAACUGCACCGGUGGUUUCCUUACCCACGUGUAACCCACAUUUUAUAUACUACCUGUUUGAUGUUUUUGGUACUAAAACUUCAGAACUACACUCAAAAGACUCUUCCAGUUUUAUUAGUGCCUUUUGUAACUUUUACGUUUGGUAUUCCUGUCUUGCUUUUCAAUGGGUAACGUUCCCUUAUGUAUUAAACACAUUUUAACUUUC
Pantherophis guttatus is the source of this 4540-nucleotide messenger RNA. RefSeq names its product ankyrin repeat and LEM domain containing 2 (gene ANKLE2). Gene Ontology annotation, biological process: negative regulation of phosphorylation. NCBI's taxonomy places the organism in Eukaryota, Metazoa, Chordata, Lepidosauria, Squamata, Colubridae. Gene Ontology annotation, cellular component: endoplasmic reticulum. The record is from RefSeq and is a predicted model, not a curated record. Gene Ontology annotation, molecular function: protein phosphatase 2A binding.